AGUAAAAUCAAAAUAUUAAUAAAAACCAACACUGGAAUCGGUUUUGGUCGACGAAACCAUUGAGCAACGUCGCAGUUAAACGACUGAAACUGGUGGGAAAAAAACAGACUGGAUUAUUUAAAAUUCAUUAAUUAAUUUUUUUUUUUAUGUUCCCCAAAUGAAUAAUUAACGCUGAAUAUAUUAUGUUAAUAAUUAAAGGUUUCUGCUUCCGUUAAAAGAGUUCUCGUUCCGUUUCGACUGGAGGAGGUCGUCGUUGUUUACGUUUUUGAAUUAAGGAAAUCAAUUAAUUUUAGAUUCAUUAAAACCUAAUUAAGGAGAGAUGCCUGUCUAUUUAUGGCUGUAAUAAUGAUGAUAAUUAUUAUUGAGAUGCGUUGGUGUAAGGAAGGUUGAGAGAGAUGGUCAUGGAGGGAGAUUCCAGUUAAUUGCAGUGUCUAAGUCCACCAAAACCCGUUUCCUUCUUGUUCCUGCGUAAAUCUUGUUGUUUAGCAAAAGAGAGUUUGGUCAAUGUUGGAACUGUGUCGAAUAGAAACAACAGACAUGGCAUUGGGCCUUAAUUGAGAUAAUUAAUGGACCUUAAUUGUGACGGGUCUGACCCUUUCCGUGGGGCACCGCCCCCUCCUCCUCUUCUGAUAUUAUUCGAAUUGGUUCCACAUUGUUUAUGUUUUCUGGUGAAAUUGAGUCAAGAACUUCUGCUCCAAGAUUCUUUAAACAAAUAUGAAAUUUUAAGAACUAAAGAAGGACAUUAUCAAGAAUGAUUUUGGCAAUAUUUCUGUAACUCUUGUUCAAUUACUGGAAAAUAUUUGAUUUACAAUUAAGAGUAAUUGUUUAAUUGAUUGAAAAAUAUAUUGGCUGGGUGGUGGUGGUGGUGGUGGUUAAAACUGGAGAAAUUUAAAAUUAGACUUUAAUUAUAAUUUUGUAGUGUUUGAGUUCUGUAUUUGAAAUAUUGGUCAGAAAGGGAUUAUGGAAGAUAGACAGUGUGAGGGUCGAGUUAAAGGUGAAAAACUCUCUGAGAAUAUUGAUCUCGCUGAUGAACGAUGCAUCAAUACAAAGAAAAAAUUAAAUUGUGUUGAUAAAUCCAAUCAUGUCACUGAACGUAAGUUAAAAAACCGAAAUUCACAGAGCUAUUCCUGUGAUGUUUGUGGUAAGACUUUCUCAAACAAAAAUGGUAUGCUUUUACAUAAACAAAGUCAUGUAGAUGAGAAACCAUACCACUGUGAUAUCUGUGGCAAAACAUUCUCCCAGAAAGGUGGUAUGAUUGUACACACACGCAGUCAUACAGGUGAAAAACCAUUCCCUUGUGAUAUUUGUGGCAAAUCCUUUUCACAGAAAGGUGGUAUGCUCCAGCACAAACGUAUUCAUACAGGUGAGAAACCUUACCCCUGUGACAUCUGUGGCAAGACAUUCUCAAACAAAAGUGGUAUGCUCGUUCACAAACGAAUUCACACAGGUGAGAAGCCCUACCCUUGUGAUAUCUGUGGCAAAACUUUUGUAAACAAAAGUAGUAUGCUUGUCCAUAAACGUAUUCAUACUGGGGAGAAACCUUACCAUUGUGAUAUCUGUGGUGUAUCUUUUACUCAGACUGGGGGUUUAACUUCUCACAGACGUGUUCACACAGGUUAAAAAUGGUAAUUCUGUAAUAGUAGCACUACAGACAAACCCAAAUUGGUCAAAACUCACAGAACUGGAAUAUAAUCUUUGUUAAACCAUGUCUAACUAGAAUGGUCACACUCAUUCCUCGUUGUCAUUGUUGGUUUAAUGUUUAUUUUUCCAUGCUUGCAAGGAUCAGACAAAGAUAUUUGGGCAGAGUUUUCGGCAGUUGGAUGCCUUUCCUGUCACCAACCUUUACUUGUUUCCAAGUUGUGUAAUUUUCUCCCAGUCUGUCAAGCAACAAAAGGUCCAACAUUGAUAACAUGGAGAAGUGGAAGCAAAUGACAUUGAAAUGAGACUUUUGUUUACAAAGAUCAAAUGUCAAGAUGUUCAGAAACCUGGACAUGCUUUUAGGGUGGACUGCAUGCAGAUAACACUGGUAGUGAAGCUACUGGUUACAACCAGUGACCAAAACAAAUGUGGUGGAGGGAAAUAGAAAAUUACACAUACACACACACGUGUAUGUGUGUGUGUGUGUAUAUAUAUAUAGGGAGAGUUUAUGAAAAAAACAAAAGACGAAAACAGGUAGUGUACAAAACAAACAGAUGUAUUA
This is a messenger RNA of Octopus sinensis (East Asian common octopus), 2200 nucleotides long. Its product is annotated as zinc finger protein 300-like. Lineage: Eukaryota; Metazoa; Mollusca; Cephalopoda; Octopoda; Octopodidae. Bases 961 to 1620 code for a protein of 219 amino acids. Gene Ontology annotation, molecular function: DNA-binding transcription factor activity, RNA polymerase II-specific; RNA polymerase II cis-regulatory region sequence-specific DNA binding. Gene Ontology annotation, cellular component: nucleus. The transcript is spliced from 2 exons. The record is from RefSeq and is a predicted model, not a curated record. Gene Ontology annotation, biological process: regulation of transcription by RNA polymerase II.